This is a messenger RNA of Symbiodinium sp. CCMP2456, 873 nucleotides long. Lineage: Eukaryota; Dinophyceae; Suessiales; Symbiodiniaceae. The record is from the annotation of a GenBank genome assembly.
AUGCACGGGCACUUGACAGCCAAGUUCGAUAUUAUGUACCACACACCCGACAGUGACAAGAGUAACUUCAUGGAUCUGACAACGCCCAGUGGCUUCUUGCUGGCAUGCUUCUACAUUCUCCGCUGUGUUCCUGGAGAUGCAAUAUGCCUCUUUGCGAUCAAAUGUUCAUCGUUCUCUUCGAUGAAUGUUGGCACCAGCAAGCGUUCGGCUUGCAAUUCCGUGGGCUGGGAUCAUGUUCCUACUGUUCGGUUAGGCAACCAACUUCUCGAAAGGUCAAUCCUGCUCCUCUACCUCGCGACUAGCUUGGGGUUGACAUGGAUGGUCGAGCAACCUCGAGGUUCUGUGCUGGACAUGUACCCGACAUGGCGUCACAUGCUUAUGCAGCUCUACAGGGUUGCCGGGACACGCGCCGCUAGCCGUGUGUGUUGGUGGAUGAGCCACUAUGGAAGCCCAACCCCGAAAAGACACUACAUGUGGUCCAAUUCGGCCUCUGUGGGUGAGAUCGACAAAGGCAAACUCCAGAUGGUCACCCGCGGUAGCAAAGCACCUGGCCCGAAGUCUGCGAGGUACUACAGGAACAAGUCGGGCAAGAAGUGCUGGGAAGGUACCCGGGAGUAUCCUAUGGCUUUUGCAAGGAAACUCGUCAGUAUGAAUGAGAGCCUCAGACGCUCCAGCCGUGGCCAACCCGAGCUAGCAAACCCAGUGCCGGAUGCUCUUGAAACAUUUACGAGCAUGUCCUGGGGUGAUGAGUCUGAGUUGUGGCAGUAUGCAAAACUUUCCGAGGUUUUCGUCUACAUCAGAGGCGGUAAGCGCCUUUGCAUCCCGGAGAACUGGGCACCUUUCAUACCGAAGGCAUUCCCUGGAUUGUCUUAG